Messenger RNA from Suillus discolor, 1178 nucleotides. RefSeq lists its product as uncharacterized. The record is from RefSeq and is a predicted model, not a curated record. Lineage: Eukaryota; Fungi; Basidiomycota; Agaricomycetes; Boletales; Suillaceae. The coding region runs from base 124 to 885 and encodes 253 amino acids. The transcript has 4 exons.
GGCUGUCGGACAACAGGUCCAAACAUCGAGCUUGAUGCCAACCUCUAGACUUAACAGCAGAGACAAUAUUUGGCAGGGACGAGCAGAACGACUAUAUCUACACGGCGAGACAUACUAGAUGACAUGCACAAGCGUCAUGACGCCCAACGCCAGCACAUCAUCGACUCUUUACAUGACCUAUUGUUCCACUUGCAUGCCGUCUCCUUCUUCCUCGCGCCUUCACUCGUACCACUGGUUACCAGAGCUAUGUGUUGUCAAAUCCUGUGCUACAAGCCGAGGGAUAUCGACCCCAAAGUCUCUCUGCGAUCGUGGUUCCUGCUCACUUUCUUUCUCAAUUUCCCAAGCUUCUGGUUACACGCACGGGAAGGCACGGUUGAGGGGCGGACGGUCGUGCUGGAUUUUGUCGGAAUGGAGUAUGCACCCUCUAAAAUGCACCUCCUUCUACUCGACGUCCUCAUCUUGGCUUUCCUAUUACUGUUGGAAACACUCGCGUACGAGACGUCGCUACAGCAAUCAUCCUCUAUCACCUCCGAGGUUCUCCUUCGACACCCUCUCGUCCCCACACCGCCACUCUCAUACUCGAUCGAGGAUGAACAACCGAAACCUUCCCGUAGUCAACGAACAUACAUAGUAGACCUGCGCCUCGCGCCCCUGAUAAAUCGCAUACGACAGCCGGCUCCAGAGGUAGUAGAGCAACCUAUCGAGGCACUUCCACUUCCUAAUACCACCAACAUCCCCGUGAUACCCCUCCGUAUUCAGGCAUUCAUGAGGACGAGAGGGCGUCCAUCGCAGCCCGAACAUGGUUCCACAGCUUCAAAUGGACAGGCACAAACUGAGAUGGAGCAGAGGUUACCAGGGAGUAUGGGAACCGAGGAUGUCGACUAGUUUAGUGUAUGUAUUUUAAUGGCAUGGCUUUCCACAAGGACCCAAAACUAUGUCAUCUCCCGGACGUCUCAUCUUCGCAUGUAUUUAACUAGGCAUCACCAUUUGCGUUUCAUAGCUUCACGCAAACACUGCCCGAACUUUUCAAAUUCCUGUUUGCACGAAUCUUUGCGAACAUCUGUAUAAGCAGCAAGUAUGCAUUUUCCGUACGUUGUUGCGUGUGACGAGCAUGUGGUAGUUGAAUGCAGUGCUAAUUGCCUGAGAGGCGUGGUGCUUGUCUUCGCUGUCUGCAUGGC